Messenger RNA from Arachis duranensis, 1054 nucleotides. RefSeq names its product transcription repressor OFP1. The record is from RefSeq and is a predicted model, not a curated record. Gene Ontology annotation, molecular function: DNA binding. The transcript has a single exon. Bases 19 to 1008 code for a protein of 329 amino acids. Gene Ontology annotation, biological process: negative regulation of DNA-templated transcription. NCBI's taxonomy places the organism in Eukaryota, Viridiplantae, Streptophyta, Magnoliopsida, Fabales, Fabaceae.
UCCAAAACACACCCUUUGAUGAUGGGGAAUAACAAGUUCAAAUUUUCAGAUAUGAUACCAAAUGGUUGGUUCUACAAACUGAGGGAUAUGAGCAAAUCAAGGAAGAGAAACAAUGCCUCUCAUGUUAUCAAGAACAAGAAAGUAACAACUUCAACUUCUCAUCACUAUUUCCCCAUCGAACCAAGCAAUAACAAAGCUGGUAAGUUCCAUAACUCUCCUAUUUACACAAAACAUUCCGAUUUUGUAUUCGGCGAUUCGCCAAGAAAGUCGUCCUCAAAGAGAAAAACUAAAAAGAAAACAAUCUAUGAGCCUUCUUCCCCGCCGAUUGUUUCAUCGCCGGUGUUAGAAUCUUGGAGCUUUCAUUCUCUAGAAAAGAAAAAUAGUCCAAAUUGGACUAAACCAAAACAUGAAACAAGAGGAUGCGAUUCGUCGUCCGAGUCUGACUGCCACGAGUUUAACGCUCGUGGCAGCAGGCCUAAUAGAUUGGUAACCUCUGAAUGUAGCUGCAGAGUCAGUUCUUCAACCAAUGACAUCAUAAUUGACAUGAAGAGUGGAUCAACGGACGCAAUUUCGCCGUUAGGCCUUGCUCCAAUCUUGACAAAGCCGGCGAAAUUCGAAGAACAAAUCUUCAUAAAUCCAACUCAAACAUGUCUAGUAUCUCGAAAAUCUUCUGCUAAUUCUAAAGGAAUAAAGCUAAGAGUCAAUUCUCCAAAACUCGCGAACCGGAAGGUUCAAGCCUAUGCAAGAAGGAGUGUGUCAUGCAAAGGAUCAAACUCAAAGAAUGCAGGUUUUCCGGAGGGGUUUGCCGUCGUUAAGUCGUCGGUCGAUCCGCAGAAAGACUUCAGGGAUUCAAUGGUGGAGAUGAUCAGAGAGAAUCAAAUCCUUGCUUCCAAGGAUUUGGAGAACCUUCUUGCCUGCUAUCUUUCACUGAAUUCAAGUGAAUACCAUGAUCUCAUUGUUAAAGCAUUUGAGCAAAUAUGGUAUGACAUGGCUCAACUUAAAUUGUAAAGUUCUUAGAUUAUCCAAAUUUAUAUGUAUAGUACUAGAAAAAUGC